AUGGAAUACUUAGAAGAUGCGUCUCAGAGGAAGGAGGACGGGAAGUCAUAUGGAAUUGUCAUGGUUCUUGUUAUGGAGAACACUGUGGAGGAAAAAGGACUGCAGCCAAGGACAGCCUUCAAUACACCAAUUAGGAUGUCUCCAUAUCAAUUGGGGUAUGGAAAGGCUUGUCAUCUACCAUUGGAGCUUGAACACAAAGCAUUCUGGUCUCUCAAGUUACUAAACUUUGAUAACAACGCUGCUGGUGAAAGAAGGAUCCUACAACUACAAGAAUUGGAAGAAUUUAGGUCCCAAGCCUAUGAAAAUGCCAAAAUUUAUAAGGAAAGAGCAAAGAAAAAGUAUGAUAUCAAUAUGGCACCAAGGAACAUUGAAGAAGGGCAAAGAGUGCUCCUCUAUAACUCCAAGCUAAAGCUUUUUCCCAGCAAGCUAAGGUCAAGAUGGUCAGGACCUUUUCUUGUCUCCAAAGUCUCACCUUAUGGACACAUAGAAAUCAUGGAAGAAAAUUCACAGGAGACAUUCACUGUGAAUGGACAAAGGCUCAAGCACUAUCUGGGCAAUAUGAGGGAAAGCCCCAAGAUGAAGUAUAAGCUCAACUGA
Molecule: messenger RNA, 597 nt
Organism: Arachis ipaensis
Lineage: Eukaryota; Viridiplantae; Streptophyta; Magnoliopsida; Fabales; Fabaceae
Source: RefSeq, a predicted model, not a curated record